AUGUUCUUCUCACCUCUCACCUGGUUUACUUACACUAUGAUACCUCCAAUAUGGGCAUUUUUCGGCUGGCUGGCCUUACCCUUCACCUUUUUUUCCUCCAUCUUGGCCAUUGUAUUUGGUAUUAUACAGCUGUGGAAAGAAACACCACUUCUUCAUCCAACGAGUUUCGUAUCUACCCACGAGGCACUUAAAACUAUUUUCCCGCAAGCCACCAACGAAGAAAUUACAAAAUACGAGAAGCAACUUAGUAGGGUGAAAAAUCUCGACCCAGUCCUUAUUAUUUCUCCAAAUCAAGCUUGGAUUAAUCAGCAGGCUCUAAUCCCUAAUGCUCAACCGCAUCCUAUUGGAACGGCAUGGAUACUAACAAAAGUGGGAAUGCGCAAUAGUGAUUUCGGGGAAGAUAUUG
Messenger RNA from Acaulospora morrowiae, 406 nucleotides. NCBI's taxonomy places the organism in Eukaryota, Fungi, Glomeromycota, Glomeromycetes, Diversisporales, Acaulosporaceae. The record is from the annotation of a GenBank genome assembly.